AUGGAGACAAAGAAAAGCACCAGAUUGUCCAGUUUUGUUCCCAUACAAAAUAUGUUUUUCUUUGAAGUCAGUAUUGGGAUCAUGGCCAACACUGUCCUUCUUUUUCAUUUCCUCACAGUUCUUCUGCAGCACAUGCCCAAGCCCACUGAUCUAACCACUGGUCACUUGGCCUUUAUCCACUUAACUAUGCUCCUAACUGUGGGUUUCAUGUAUAUAGAUAUUUUUCAUUUUCAGGAUUUCUGGAAUGACAUCACAUGCAAAUGUGUUCUCUAUUUGUACAGAUUAAUGAGAGGUCUCUCCGUCUGUACCACCUGCCUGCUGAGUGUCCUGCAGGCCAUCACCCUCAGCCCCAGAAGCUCCUGCCUGGCCAGGUUCAAACAGAAAACCCUGCAUCAGAACCUGUGCUGCUUUCUCUUUUUAUGGGUUUUCAAUAUGAUCAUCAGUAGUCGUUUCUUAAUCUCCACUGUCGCCACCCCUAAUGUGUCUUCACAGAGUCUUAUGUUUGUCACUGAAUCCUGCUCUCUUUGGCCCAUUAGUUACUCAGUCAAGUACAUGUAUGUUUCACUCAUGACCUUCAGGGAUGUGUUCUUCAUAGGGCUCAUGGUGCUUUCAAGUGGGUACAUGGUAAUUCUCUUAUACUGGCAUAAAAAGCAGUCAAAGUACCUUCGCAGCAUCAGCUUGUCCCCCAAAGCAUCUCCAGAACGAAGGGCCACCCAGACUAUUCUGUUGCUCAUGAGUUUCUUUAUGAUCAUGUACUUUUCAGACAGUGUUAUUGCUUCCACUUCUGGAAUGUUGUGGAAGAAUGUCCCCAUUCAUUAUUGUGUCCAAAUGCUCUUGGCCAAUGGCUAUGCCACAGUCAGUGCUUUGGUGCUAAUCAGUACUGAAAAACUGAUAACCAAAGCCUCAGUAUAUGUAGGGAAGGUCAAUAAAUGUUUGAUUAUUCAUUGA
Octodon degus (degu) is the source of this 948-nucleotide messenger RNA. RefSeq names its product vomeronasal type-1 receptor 90-like. Gene Ontology annotation, molecular function: pheromone receptor activity. The transcript has a single exon. Bases 1 to 948 code for a protein of 315 amino acids. NCBI's taxonomy places the organism in Eukaryota, Metazoa, Chordata, Mammalia, Rodentia, Octodontidae. Gene Ontology annotation, biological process: G protein-coupled receptor signaling pathway. Gene Ontology annotation, cellular component: membrane. The record is from RefSeq and is a predicted model, not a curated record.